ACCACCAUCUCGCUUUAAUACUGGGAAUGUAUACAAUAUGGGAAUAUUUACAAAGUUAAUGUGGUAAAUUGAACAUGCCCAUGUAGUGUAAACGACAUGGUUUAUAGAGGUUGCUUUCUAGUUUUGACGCGUCUCUCGCUCGCAGUGAUGUGGUUUUAGGAUACGCGACAUUCUUGUCAAUUUAGGGACUGUUAUCUCAGCUGAUCCGACGUCGGGACAGUUGUCUAUUCAUUCUACAGCUUGAGCUUAACGGGGAGCCUGAAGAUGCCUGUUUAUGAAUUUUUAUAUAAAAGAAACAAACGCCAUACUCUCGUAAAAGAAAGGAAAUCUACUUAAUCAUGCGCAAAUACUCGGUCCAAUGGAUACGCGUUCAAUCCGUCCUGGAAAUAUCGCGAACUCUGUGAUUUAUUGGUCUAUAUCGUUUUGGCGAUUAUUCAACUGCUGUAAGAGUUAUUCCUCCAUAAGGAAAUAUUUGUUUGUUACUGUUGCGUGCUUUAUCUACUUGUUUUUUACUGUGCAUGUUAAUCACACGACUAACCGAGACAAACGUCCAGAUCUCUGGACUGGUCAGGGAAAAAGUGACCCGGACUCCACUGAUGGAGUCAGGGAUGGGGAAGCAAACGAGUCUCUUAGUCCGACUAGGUCUAAUGUGGUGUACAUAACACUGAAAUCCAAGCGGCACAAACCAGCUAAUAUCAGAGGCACAGUGCGACCGAAACUCCGUAAAAAGAAAGUAAGAGUGAGACACCAGGACGCGCAGGAUGGCACACGGGAGAAAGCGAAUAAGGGCGAGCACAAUUCCAACACAAUUGACAGAUCAUGGAAACUUUUGGGAUACUCUGAUAAAUUUAAUAAAAUAGACAGACUUGAUGGCAGUGAUCCUUCAUCCAUUAGGAUAUACAGCCAAAGAGCUCCUCCAUGGUUCAGCAAUGAGGAUAUCGCGGCUAUGCGCUUUCUAGCGGAUAGUACAAUUACGCACAUUGAAGAAGUCACCCUUAGGGGGUUUUCUUCUUUCAUUUUAUUUAGAAGUGAGAUAAACCGCACUGACGAUGUCCAUGAGCCUGGCAAAUGUUGCGGUGUGGUCAAGAGCCCCCUGGAUGCGAGUGAGGUUUUCGCAUUUCAUCUGGAUAGGGUCUUAGGGCUUAAUAGGACUUUACCCACUGUCAGCAGAAGAUUUCAUUCUCUUGGAGAUGGUCAGUCUUGUCCAGUGGUGUUGUGGGAUCCUUCUGUAAGCCCAGUAGCUGAUGCAGAUCAACCCUCUGAGAGACUGACCUGGGGCUCAUACCAAGCCUCUCUCAAGCACAAGUGUUGGCAUAAAGGAGUAACCCCUAAAGCAGAGUGGAGUUGCACCGGCAUACAUCAUCAUGAAUGGAGCGGGCUGGUAGUCUUUGAUUUCCUCCUGCAGAUUUAUGAACGCCUAGAUAGAAAUUGUUGUGGGUUCAAGCCCCGCCUGGAGGAUACCUGUGUUGAGCUUGGUCACCAUGGAGAAUGUAAAGACAAGGAGAGCGUAGAGCUGACACACAUUUUCCACCGCAAACAUGAUCCACGCCACCUGGUUUUCUUGAACAACAAGGGCUACUUUGACAGAGACGAAGAAAAUCUAAACUUCAAACUACUGGAAGGGAUUAAAGAGCUACCAGAGCAGUCUAUAUCUGUCUUGAGGUCUCAGCGUCUCAGGGAAAGGCUCCUGCAGUCACUGUUCCUAGAUCAGCAGUACUGGGAGAGUCAGGGUGGCCGUCAAGGCAUUGAAAAACUCAUUGAAGUAAUUGAGAGAAGAACCAAAGUUUUGCUCACUUACAUUAAUGCCCAUGGUAUUAAAGUAGUACCUAUGAACUCUUGAGGGAACCUCAAAUGUCAUCAUCUUGCCUUCCAUUAAAUGUAAUGUUUUCACUAACUUCAUAUGCCAAAAAAGAAUAAAAACGCCAUGCACUUCAAAAACCAAAAGUUCUUUCUGCUAUUGUUAAUGCUGAUGUCCUUUAGCUCUUCUGUCUAUUUCAUUAAUAUGCUUCAAUAUCAACAGUUUAGGGAGUGUCCUAGAUGUUGCUUUCUACAUUAAGCACAGCUAUGGCUCUACAUAGUUCUCUUUAACUCUACAUAAAGUCUAAAGCUAUCUUUUGCCCUACAGACAUUCCACAAGGCGCUGUAAGCGAUAUUAGCAGUUACACUAAUUUUCGCCCCCAUAUGCCCCCCCUCCACACACAUGCAUGUCAGCAAACCUGAAGUUUGAAAUCUACUCAAAAUAGCUGACAGUCUUCUGAUUGGCUAAUUACUAGUGUCUUGUGGUCAGAUAGUAGCCUAUUGUACCGUUUACAGAGCGUUGAGCUGUCAUUUGUUCUGGUGUCUUUAGUAGAGACAUUUCCUGCAUGCUUUUCGUAAAACAACAUGAUGCACAUGGUUAAUAUUGCACUUGUAUAACUUUUUUUUAUAAAACACAGUAUUCAUUAUGCAACGAAAAGUGUUCACGUUUGUACUGUAUGUUAGUUUACUUUGUUUUGUAAAAAAUGUAAUUAAAUAAACGUGUUCCAAAU
Messenger RNA from Triplophysa rosa, 2528 nucleotides. RefSeq names its product golgi associated kinase 1B (gene gask1b). The record is from RefSeq and is a predicted model, not a curated record. Gene Ontology annotation, cellular component: Golgi apparatus. The coding region runs from base 359 to 1840 and encodes 493 amino acids. Lineage: Eukaryota; Metazoa; Chordata; Actinopteri; Cypriniformes; Nemacheilidae. The transcript has 4 exons.